This is a messenger RNA of Drosophila subobscura, 3613 nucleotides long. It is a transcript of the gene Fas1, whose product is annotated as fasciclin-1. Lineage: Eukaryota; Metazoa; Arthropoda; Insecta; Diptera; Drosophilidae. Gene Ontology annotation, cellular component: extracellular matrix. Gene Ontology annotation, molecular function: cell adhesion molecule binding. The record is from RefSeq and is a predicted model, not a curated record. The transcript is spliced from 18 exons. Gene Ontology annotation, biological process: extracellular matrix organization; cell adhesion. Bases 310 to 2379 code for a protein of 689 amino acids.
GUAACACUGCCAAGAUUCAAAAAACAAGUUUUAACAAAAAAAAAAAUUCUUUACGCUAAACGGACGUCGACCGCGGAAUGGAAACAACGACUAGGUCGAAUUUUGAUCGAAACUGAUCUUAAUCGUAGAACAGCCGCACACAGAUACGCCAACGGACUAAUACGUUAACAUUAACAUAUACUGCCACCACCCUCGUUUUCGUUGUUGUUUUUGCUGCUGCCUUCGUCGCUGCAGCAGAGCAGAGCCAAGUGAGAAGUGAGAGAACAGUGCGCCGCCAUCCCCCCGCGCGUUAUUUUUUAUUGCUUAAACAUGACGUCGCCUGGUUGCCGUGGACUAACCGCGGCGCUGCUGCUGCUCUGCGCCACGACUGCAGCUUUCGCAGAACUGUCGGACAAAUUGCGCGAUGAUUCGGAGCUUUCUCAGAGCACUGCCAAAUCCUUCAGGCGUCUUAUGCCAGUUAGGUUCUACAGCCAAGUGGAGCAGAAUCCCAUUGCCAAUGCAACGCUAACGCUGCGCAGCUGCACCAUCUUUGUGCCCACCAAUGAAGCCUUCCAGCGCUACAAAGGGAACAUCCAUGUGCUCUACCACAUCUCUACGUCGGCAUUCAGCAAAGAGCAACUGCCAAAAUCUGUGUCAUCCGACAUGGGUGGCAAUCCGCCGCUGUAUAUCACAAAGAAUCGCAAUGGUGACAUCUACGUGAACAAUGCACGGAUCAUUCCCUCGCUCAGCGUGGAGAUGACCAAUCGAGAGGGCAAGCGACAGGUCAUGCACAUCAUUGAUGAGGUGCUGCAGCCCCUCUCCGUCCAGAAGAAUGCUCAGGACAACAUCAACAAUCCGGACGCGAUGCAAUUCCUGCAGAUGGCCGAACAGCUCGACCUGAACGACUUCCACUUGCGCACCUAUCGCUCCCAAGUGACGUUAGCGAAGAAGGAGUCCGUCUACCAGUCGCCUGGAGCGCACACCUUCCUCAUUCCAAUCGACGAGAGCUUCAAGCUCUCGGCACGGAGUGGCCUAGUGGAUGCCAAGGUCAUUGAUGGCCAUGUGAUACCUAACACUGUCAUUUUCACUGCCGCCUCGCAGCACGAUGAUCCCAAGACAUCAGCUGCAUUCGAGGAUCUGCUCAAGGUUACCGUCAGCUUCUUCAAGCAAAAGGAUGGAAAGAUGUACGUUAAGUCCAACACCAUUGUUGGAGACGCCAAGCAUCAUGAGGGCGUGGUUCUGGCCGAAAUUGUCAAGGCCAACAUUCCAGUGCAGAACGGAGUCGUCCAUUUGAUCCACCGACCGCUGAUGAUCAUCGACACGACCGUCACCGAUUUCCUAAAGAACAAUUUUGGGUGUAAUUCGUUCAAGUUCUUGAACGAGAACGGCGAGAACGGAGCUCUGAGGAAAUUCUACGAGGUUAUUAUGGACAAUGGCGGCGAAGUGCUGGACGAUAUCACCAAUCUUUCUGAGGUCACAAUUUUGGCACCCAGCAAUGAUGCCUGGAAUGCAUCCUUAAUUGAAAAUCUUCUAAGGAACCGCAAGAAGAUGAGGGAAAUCCUGAACAUGCACAUCAUUAGGGACCGCCUAAAUGUGGAUAAGAUCAGGCAGAAGAAUGCCAACAUGAUUGCCCAAGUGCCCACCGUCAACAACAGCACGUUCCUGUACUUCAACGUAAAGGGCGAGGGUGCCGAUGCCGUGAUCACCGUCGAGGGCGGUGGUGUCAAUGCCACUAUUGUACAGGCUGACGUUGCUCAGACCAAUGGCUAUGUGCACAUUAUCGAUCGUGUCCUGGGCGUUCCACACACCACAGUUCUGGGCAAGCUGGAAACCGAUCCCAUGAUGAGUGACACCUACAAGAUGGGCCAGUUCUCGCACUUCAACGAUCAGCUAAACAACACUCAGCGCCGCUUCACCUACUUUGUGCCCAGGGACAAGGGCUGGCAGAAGACCGAGUUGGAUUACCCAUCGGCCCACAAGAAGCUCUUCAUGCCCGACUUUUCCUACCACUCAAAGUCUAUUUUGGAACGCCAUCUGGCCAUUGCGGAUCAUGUGUUCACCAUGAAGGAUCUCGUUCAGUACUCGCAGCAGGCCGGCAACGUUGUUCUGCCCACAUUCCGGGACUCGCUCCAAAUCAGAGUUGAGGAGGAAGCUGGACACCUACAUGAUGAGAAUGCUAGUCACGAAUGGACUGGCUAUGUGAUAAUCUGGAACUACAAGAAGAUCAAUGUCUAUCGGCCCGAUGUGGAGUGCACCAAUGGAAUCAUCCAUGUCAUUGACUAUCCGCUUCUGGAGGAGAGGGACGUGGUUGUGAGCGGAGGUAGCUAUCUGACAGAAUCAAGCAUUUGCAUCCUUUUGGCCAACCUCAUAAUGAUAACAGUAGCAAAGAUCUUGAACUAAACCCAUUCAAUAUGUAAAAAUCAAAUCAAAAGCAAAAGCAAAUGCGAAUCAAACAGCAACCGCAACACAUACCAACCACCACAGCCACCACAGUCGUCUACCAACAUCAACCGAUCAAACUCGAACCAACAUUCAAAAUCAGAUUAAUACGAAAUAUACAUGGAUAUGUGUAUAACCAGGCACUGCAUACAUACAUGCAUAUCCAUAAGUUACUCGAAUUGGAAACAAGCAAAUGAAAAUUGUAUCUGUAUUAUUUGCGUCACAAGGAACAUCACAAGCCUUCCACCAUGCCUCAUUGCCCCCAUAUACAAAACUCAGACACACACGCAUGCAGAGUACUACCUGCUAGAUUUAAAUUUGACAGCUUUCCUCUGAAGAUGAACAUGAGAUCAUGUGAAUGAAGCUGAAGAUCUCGAAUAGAGACGAUGAAGCCUUUACUUUUAAGCACUAAACUGGAUCCCCUUCUAAAGCCUUAUGUAUUAUAUGAAAUAUAUAACCCAUUGUGUAACAUUUUAAUUUUAUGUUCGACAUAUACUGAUAGCUUACGUUCAUAUCGCUCUACAUUCAUCAGCUCACUAAGUUUUAUGUUUAACCUACACACAUACAUAUGUGUACAUAUGUGUAUGUAUGUAUAUCUCUACGUAUUGAUAUGAAUCAUUGAAUCUGAUUGUGUUUAUGAUUUUAAGUGUACAUUUUUUUGUGAAUUGCUUGUUUUAGUUAAUGGUCUAAUUUAUGAUUUAAAAAGUGAGUUAUCCUAAGUAGAAUGCGAGAAUCCCAUUUAUGUAUGUACAAGACAUAUGUAAAUAUGUUAAAGCAGAAGCAAUAAGCACAUCACACACUCUCAUAUUCGUAAACAUACACACACACAACCAUACAAACAUACACUUACACUUAAUACGAAAACAUUGUAAAAUUGGAUAAAGUGUGAAAGAUGUUUUAUAAUAAACUGAAAGUUUCUUCAUUUGAACAUUCGAUGGUACUCGUACGAAAUGAAAUUUUAAGUUGUAAGCCCAGCAGCAUAUCCUUGUCUCUAAAUCGAAUUGAAAUGUGCGAGGCAUCCAAACAAACUAUAACCGAACGAACAACAAAUUCAAUUGAAUGAAAUGCCAUCAUGCACUUAGUUGUUAGUCCUGCUAUGCAUGUAAACCCCACAACAGAACACACGCCACACCCCACAGACAGACACCGACUUCCGAUGCAGAAGUGGAGCAAAGAUAGCAACUGUAAUUUAGGG